AUGGCACACCCCGACCUUACAUCGCAUCACGUCAACUACUUAAUAUGGCGGUAUCUUCAAGAAGCAGGUCACGGUGAGGCCGCCGUAUCACUGCAGCGCGCAUGGUACCCCGACCCGCAGAGUCUGCCUUUUGCGCGUCACAUUCAAACCCAUGCGCUGGUAUCGCUGGUCCAAAAGGGUCUACAGUACCACAAUUUGGAGUCAUCCAUUGACAAGGUACGUUCGCGCGACACUCGGUGUGACGCAGAAGGCCUUUUCAUCGGGGCCCUCCCGUCCAAGCACUCAUCUACGGAGAAUGAUCUAACUCCGGGUCUCCAGGAAGGAAACGUCAUCACAUCUAAACCAUCAGACUAUUUCUUCGGGCCUGAGCCUUUUGACGUAACAGACUUGCAAAAACGCGAUGAGCCCGAACUCGAGCCUCCCGUUGCGCCGGAGCCUCGCGACCGCGUGACGAAUGGUCAUCCGGUCGAGACCGGCCAAAAAACCGGCAAAGAUGUUAACAGCGAGGAAAUUAUGGAAGUUGACGACAAAACCGAAAGUAAAACCGGCUCCCCGAUCCCGGACCACCUGGAUGGCGACGGGGAUGUGAGCAUGGGGGCCGAAGAGGUGCCUCAGGAACCCAUCUUGACAACCGGCCCCAGCGUCGGCGUCCAGAUCUCCCCCGCCAAGGCCGCCGAUUUGGCGCCCGACACCGCCUUGCUCCAGACCGAUGAUCACGUGCUAUCCACAGCCUGGCACCCUCAGGACUCGAACCUGCUCGUGGCGGCCGGCGAUACCUUCUGCAGUUUGUGGAAACUCUCUAAGGCGUCAGAUCCGGUGCAGAACCGGUUCCUGGAUCUCAAAGGUAGUGGCGCCUACGUAUCAGCCAUCGCGUGGGACGCCAUCGGUGCUAAAUUGGCCGUGGCGUCCAUCCGUGACUUGAAAGGAACGGUCACCAUGUACAACCCUGAUGGCAACGUGGUGGACUUAUUGCCCGACCUUCCACGGGUGAUUAGUGGGUUGCAUUGGGCAGAGGAUAGUCCGCAGCUGGCCAUUGUCGCAUCGGACGAUCGAUCCUCGGAACUGGCCCUUUGGGACGACAAGCGCCGACCGGAUGUAUUCCCGCUACCCCAAGUCAUCGAUAGUCAUAUCUACGAUUUGGCGUGGUGUGGACGCAACCAAGUAUUUGCCUGUGGCAACGGAGCCGUCUAUCAAUGCGACGUUGACCAAGAUAUCCGCCUCGCCAAGACCUAUCUAUCCGCCAAUGCUGAGGCCGGCUGGACCUUCAUUCGCUGCAUUCAAACCGAAACUCAGUCAGUGGCAGUCACAGCCAGUCAUGAGAAAUUUGCAAUCUGGAUCCCCACACACGACAUCCUAAUUGAAAACGCACACCAAGACUUCAUCACGGCGAUUGACAUACGUCCGCAACCACAAGCACAAAAGGGGACCUCUACAGUCACGAUUGCCUCAUUUUCGACAGACGGCAGUGUCAAUGUGUGGCAGGUGGAUCUGGAAUUGAAGCAGUAUAAGCGUGUCCAUCAUUUACGCCUGGGCACCUCUCUCCCAGCUCUUGCUGGAGGCUUCUCCCCAGACGGAUACGCUCUGGGCGCAGUAAGCAACGACUGUCUUUUCAUUUGGAACGUAGACCGUGGUGGUGAGCCCGUAUCUACGUGGACCGCACCCGGCUCCGGGGAAAUCAAGGAGGAGUCCGAGCACUCGAACGGACAAAAUGGACACACAGCAACAGACCCCGAUUGCGCUUUAUCAUGGGACUUUGAUGGCAAGAAACUUGCGUACGGCUUUGGAAAUCAGGUGAGUUGCAUCGUGAAUGCCAAGAAGCCAAGACACCACACUAACCCGGAUCAGAUGGCUAUUGUGAACAUGCAGCGGUGA
Messenger RNA from Penicillium atrosanguineum, 1872 nucleotides. Its product is annotated as WD40 repeat domain-containing protein. Bases 1 to 1872 code for a protein of 623 amino acids. Gene Ontology annotation, biological process: regulation of transcription by RNA polymerase II. Gene Ontology annotation, cellular component: Set3 complex. Lineage: Eukaryota; Fungi; Ascomycota; Eurotiomycetes; Eurotiales; Aspergillaceae. Gene Ontology annotation, molecular function: protein binding; transcription corepressor activity. The record is from RefSeq and is a predicted model, not a curated record. The transcript has 3 exons.